GUUAUAAGCAAAUUCUAUCGGCGGGUUAUUGACAACCAACCUCCCCGCAAAGAUCAUGUCACCCAUACUGCAGACUACCACGCCAAUGCACUUUCUUAACCCCAAUAAAGAUGCAUUAGUUGCUGAUUUUGUGGGAAAACCACUCAAUGCUUUGAGAACACCCGCCUUCAUCGUGGACCGCGCGGUGUUCGCAGAGAACUGCAGGAAGAUGCACGAGAAUGCCAGAAACUGGGGAGCAACUUUUAGGGCACACUUGAAGACACACAAGACAGUCGAAGGAACGAAAUUGCAGCUAGUUUCGGAUACCGGCAGAGCUUCCGCGGUCGUUGUAUCGACACUCAUGGAAGCUUGGGGAGUCGUGCAAGGUGGUCUCGUAGCGGACGGUACAGUCAAAGAUAUUCUGUACGGCCUUCCAGUUGGAUUGAACAAGUUGGAUGAUCUGUCUGCUCUACAUGCUGAGAUGACAAAAUACGGGGGAACCGUCCGUAUUCUCUUAGAUCAUUUAGAUCAAGUGAAAUUUCUGGAAGAAUACGAGAGGAAACAAGAGCACCCGAAGAAAUGGUCUGCGUUUAUCAAGAUGAAUGGCGGUCUAAAGCGAGCCGGGAUACUUCCAGAGCCCGUGUCUUUCAAGGCAUUCAUGCGGAGGGUGUUUGCAUCUUCAGCAAUUUCGGAAGCUACCUCGUAUUUAACAGGGGAAGUGCGUCUUACCAAUGACGCGGCGGCCAUGGCCAUGGAAGUUCUGGCAGAGUCAGAUAGCAGAGAGGUCAACAAUCAGCCAUUCGUCCUGUCCGUGGGAUCCACUCCGACUGCUCUCAGCGCAACCGCGGAAGCCAAGCUGAAGAUGACAUCCAUACUCAAUGGAACACUGGAGCUUCAUACAGGAAAUUACACCAUGCUCGAUCUCCAGCAGCUACACACAACCUUGAUCGGCCGUCCACAGAUCUCCCAGAAGGUCUUGGUCACCGUCAUUUCAUACUACCCCGGAAGAGGAAGUGACGGGCAAGACGAGGCCAUGUGCGAUGCUGGUGCCAUAGCUAUGAGCAAAGACACGGGUCGUAUUCCAGGUUUCGGGGAGGUCGUUGGCAAGUCAUGGAAGUUGGGAAGAAUUUCACAGGAGCAUGGUAUAUUGGUGCAAGUUCCCCCAGACCUAGAGUCAGGUCGCACAGAUCCUACGUUGAAGAUCGGAGAUACUAUCGAGAUUGUUGGGCAGCACGCUUGUUUGAUAGCCGCUGCUCACCCGUGGUACUACAUCGUCGAUUCGGGUGAAGGAGGUGACAAAGUGGUUGACGUCUGGGUCCCAUGGAAGGGCUGGUAGUUCUAGGACCCUGAAAGGGUACUGGUCCAACGAUUUCUUAUAUCCACAGAACCGUUCCGUAUGUGUGACUGUAGCGAGCGUGAAUUGUCCACAGACAGCUAGGCAUAACACAUACCAU
Molecule: messenger RNA, 1433 nt
Organism: Suillus discolor
Lineage: Eukaryota; Fungi; Basidiomycota; Agaricomycetes; Boletales; Suillaceae
Product: putative serine dehydratase domain-containing protein
Exons: 6
Coding region: 56-1315 (419 amino acids)
Biological process (GO): D-serine catabolic process
Molecular function (GO): D-serine ammonia-lyase activity
Source: RefSeq, a predicted model, not a curated record